Acanthoscelides obtectus is the source of this 1721-nucleotide messenger RNA. The record is from the annotation of a GenBank genome assembly. Lineage: Eukaryota; Metazoa; Arthropoda; Insecta; Coleoptera; Chrysomelidae.
UGUCAUUUGUACUUUGAAAAAGGCCACUAUGGUGCCUCAAAUGUCAACAAAAAAGUCAUUCACACAUGUGUUUUGUUUAGCCAAUUUCGAUGAAAUUUUUGACACAAUGUAGUUACUGCUAUCCCAAAAGCUUUCUAGUUUUUGAAAAUCAGUCCAGUGGCAGCGGCGAAAAAAGCCACAAACAAAUCCAUUCAUGUACUGAGAAGGUUUGACUGAUAUAAACCUUAUGAUGUUUUUCUGUGCAGUCAUUUACUGGGUUUUCCAAUAACUGACUUGCAGACAUUUACCAGUUGUUGCAGGGGAAGAUAAUAUGGACAGAUCAACUAUUUGUAAAUCACAAAGCAACUGAUAACAUUGAAGAAAUCAACAUCGAAAACGCGCAAGCUCAAAAAGCCGUACACCCCUUCCCCAGAAAAUAACAGAAAAAAGGCAAUAGUCGAAGAGAAGCGUUUAAAAAGCAAACAAAAUGGAAGAAAAUCCGAUAAACUUUCGAAGAAAAUAAAAAUGAAAAAGAAGCGUUCCACUGGAUCGCCAAGUAGUAGCAGUACCAGCAGUACUAGUGACAGCAGCUCGUCCAGCAGUAGUUCCGGGGAUGAAUCGGAAUCAGAUUCGGAGGGAGAGAAGAAGAGGAUGAAGCUAGAACUGGAAAAGAAGCUGCUGAAGAAGUACCAAUCAGAAAUCAGUGAAUUGGUGACGCAUUCAGAACACCUGGUGGCAGAACUGGCAAAAGAGAGGAAGAAACAAAAGCAACUGAGGAAAGAACUGGAGGAGAAUAAAAAGAAGCGGAAGAAAAAGAAACGUGAGAAUGAUGUAACUAUAGUUGAUCGUAUUUUGAAAAAGAAAGAGAAAAAUAGGAAAAAAUUGAAGAGUAUGCUUGCAGAAAAGCUUGAUGAAUCUGCCAUAGAACUUAAAAAGCCUCUUAAGGGUACCAAGGAAGCGCUUUCACUUAAACAAAAAAUGGAGCAGAAAUUGAAUGCUGCAAGAUUUAGGUUUCUGAACGAGCAGAUCUAUACAAUGGACAGUAAAGAAGCCAAGAAGAUUUUUGAACAAGAUCCAGACGCGUUUAGAGUUUAUCAUGAGGGUUAUAGGCAGCAAGUGAAGCAAUGGCCUCUUAAUCCGUUGGAUGUUGUUAUACAGACUAUCAAAAGAAUGCCAAAGUCACUAGUGGUAGCGGAUUUCGGAUGCGGCGAAGGUCGGUUAGCGAAGUCGGUGCCCCAACGUACCUUCUCCUUUGACUUGGUGGCGUUGGCAGAUCACGUGACACCCUGUGACAUGGCACAUGUGCCUUUGCACGAAACCUGCAUCGACGUCGCCGUUUUCUGCCUUUCGCUUAUGAGCACCAACUUGGGUGAUUACCUCCUCGAAGCCAAUCGGGUUCUAGUCGUCGGUGGAACACUGAAAAUCGUAGAAGUUGUCAGUCGAUUCGAGAGGCCCGAGGAUUUCAUCAAAGCUGUUCAAUAUUUCGGCUUCAAACUGAUGUGGAAGGAUCUCACUCAUGACUACUUCUAUUUUAUGGACUUCAAAAAAGAUCACAAUAUUAAGGAUAAGACCAAAUUGCCGCAGUUCAAACUACACCUACAGCCUUGUAUGUACAAGAAGAGAUAGCUUGUAACAUAGUACGCAUUUCAAUAAAGUUUUUGUUUAUAUGGCGCGAUAUUAUUUGUGAUAUGAAUCUGUUAUCCUGAUUUUAUUGAUUAAAUAAAUAUGCACAGUUUAUUUAA